Molecule: messenger RNA, 2196 nt
Organism: Exophiala bonariae
Lineage: Eukaryota; Fungi; Ascomycota; Eurotiomycetes; Chaetothyriales; Herpotrichiellaceae
Exons: 1
Coding region: 1-2196 (731 amino acids)
Source: RefSeq, a predicted model, not a curated record
AUGGAGAGAAUCCACGAUCAAAGCCUUUCUGAACGACUCGAUCGCAGAUAUUUCCACCAUCUUCAACAACCAUCGAUUGAAUCAGAAGACAUUUAUUUUUCAGGACAAAGCUUCUUUCUCCCCCGAACGCCGGAGACAACGUGGUCAAAGGAUGAGGCAACCAUACUAGCCCAAGAAGUCUCUCAAUCGCCCGCUGAGUCGAACCACAGAACACAUGAUCCUAGUUCACAUAACCGCGGUUCCUCUGGCUGGCCCUUGACUGAAAAAUACUAUUCCCUCUCUGAAGACCGCGAUAGAUCAUGCCCCAAAGGCACUUUGAUCAAGACUAUUAUCCUCCCAACAAUCAUCAUAAUAUUUCCCAUGACGAUGCUUGUUGCUGGCCUCCUUGGGUUGAUCUUUGGGUACAGGGUCAAAUCAGAGGACAGCCUUUUCACCGACGUCUCUAACUCGGGUGUCUUGCGAGACCGUAGCGUUGUCCUGGUCGACUAUUCUGCAACUCGAAUUGUCUUUGUCGCAUCAUGGGCCUCGACACUCGCACCAUUACUCGCCGGCUUUGUCAUGAGCUUGGACAGCUUCCGCACGGCACUGGUGAUGUUUCGUUCCUCGUCAAGUGCUGAACAAACCGAGUUACCCACUCCUUACCAGUACAGCCUUCUUGUCGGUCUAUGUUUGGCUUCUAUAGGGCGAUUGCGACGCUAUUUCUCCUAUUCGGCAGAAAACGAUAUUAUUGUUCCACCUAUCCUUCGCCGAGCAGCACGCACCUUGACUUUGACCCUAGUGCUGGCAUGCAUUGUGUUCGCGGCCGACACUGCAGUCCACUAUUCUACUUCUACCAUAGCAUUCGAUCAGAUCACCAUCUCCAGCGAAAAACUCGCUUACGGACGUGCCCUCUCGGAAGCAUGUCUCACCCUUAGUCGUCUCGACAAUUUAGGUCUCCCGUGCUCCCGUAAUGGUAUUACCGCGGUAGAUGACUAUGAUACCUACGCUGCUGGACAGAACGAGAUUUUCUUCCUUAAUCACGACACCAGCAGUACAUCACAGAUUGCUCUCGUUGACUCGGACCCUACAAAGGGUAACAACGCCUCCACCCAGAUCGCCCUGUUGAUACCUCAACCAUCAACUCUUAGCCCAUUCCGAGAUUAUCGAGCGGAGACGGCAGGUGUCAUGAUGACCUGCGAGCCAGUGACUAACACCAAGUGCAAGUGGACCGACGGGGUGUUGGGUGAGGAGACCUUCUCGCAAUUCAACUGCAGCGAUAAUUUUUACGGCAUUCUGGGCAAAAUGGCCAAGAUCGACGACUCGGGUCAUUUGAUAAACGACCCAGACGUCCCAACAUUAGCGACCAAACCAGGUUCAGUAAUUCAGUACGCCUACUUCGAAGAUUCAGACUUGAAUAUCCCUUACGAUCCUGUUGGUAACCUCGGAACAUUCCUAGAAGACUCACAGCUCAUCAAUCCGGUCCAUGUAGCUAUCGCCGCACGCUUCGCCACCAUCUCCCAGCACGCGGGUGUCGACAUGACUUCCGAUCCCGGCAUCCACCACGUCGGCGAGACCAUGAACCUCGACCUCGUACUGAACUGCCAAUACACGACAUACGCCGUCGACUACAGCUGGGUAAAUUCGUCGGCGCGCGUCAACAAAAUGGCCGCAUCUCCGAACGGCACCCUCGCCGAGAUCUUCCACGGCUACAACCUCGCCGGCGGAUUCAGCAGCUUCGACAAUGACCUGGCAGACUCGGUCCUGCAAGCCGCACUGACCAAGAACUCGACCGAGUUCGCCGAGUCGCUCGCCAACGGCUACGCGAAACGCAUCAUGAGCGUCAUCGGCCCGUUCCUCUCUCCGCGCGAGAACAUCGAAGAGCAGACUCGCACCCCACUGCUGGUAGCCAAGGUUCCCAAAGCGCCACUCGCCAUCCUCGUCGCGUGUUGUCUGGCGUACGUCAUCUUCGGGAUCACGGCUGCGACGUUCGCGUACCGCUCGCUGCGCGAGCUCGACGUACGUGAUCUGGCCUUCCGCUUCAGUCUACCCGCUCUGGGCCUCCACGCGUUCCGUGACAAUCUGACUGAUGCUGCGGCUGUGGAGACGGGGAAGGAUGGCCAUCGUGUCUUCGAGGAGAACAAGAUCGGGGUAGAGCGCGUAAGGGUUGGUGUGCACGGCGCGCCGAAGAUUGGAUUCGAGUUGAGGAGUUUCAUAUAG